AUGACGCAGACCCGCAAGCAUGUGCUCGUCAUUGGCUCAGUGAAUGCUGACAUCGUCGUAGAGAUCAGUCGUCUACCUCUUCGUGGUGAGACGCUGUCCGCUUGCAAGGCGGACACGGGCAAGUUCUUCCCAGGCGGCAAAGGCAGCAAUCAAGCGGCUGCAGUCGGCAAAAUCAUCGGUGCUAACCACCCGACACUGUCGGUCAAAUUCGCUGGCCAGUUCGGCAACGACACGCACGGCAAGGCACUUCAAGGUGCACUGGAGGACGCCAACGUGGAUACAGGGCUCGCUGGCUAUCCAGAUUGUCCCUCAGGCCAAGCGUUCGUGUUUGUGUACCCGGACGGCAACAACUCCAUUGUCAUUGUAGGUGGUGCCAAUCGUGCGUGGCCUGAGGAGCUCCCUCCUACUCUGAUGGAUGCCAUCAAGUCGGCGGCUGUUGUUUUGCUGCAGUGCGAGAUUCCUCAACGGAUAAAUGUGCUAGUGGCCAAGACGGCUGCUGAAGCCAACGUCCCCGUCAUGUGGGACACGGGGGGUGACGACACCUCGAUUCCAGCCGAUUUACUACAGUUGCUGACAUAUGUGUGUCCCAACGAGACGGAGUUGGCGCGGUUGACCAAGCGCGAGGUGACCAACAUAGACGAUGCAAUCGCUGCGGCGAGGUUUUUGCAAGAUCAAGGCGCCAAGAAUGUGUUGGUCACACUUGGAUCAGAUGGAUCCGUGUUUAUUCCUGCCGACGGUGCGCUGGUGCAUCAGAAAUGCUUUGAGGUAGAAAAGGUGGUUGACACGACGGGUGCUGGCGAUUGCUACCGUGGUGCUUUUGCCGUUGCGUUAGCUGAGGGUCAGAAAGUGCAAGACUGCAUGGCUCGUGCCGCUGCAGCCAGCGCUUUAUGCGUCCAGCGUUCGGGUGCGUUGCCGAGUCUCCCGUCGGGCGAUGAAGUUGCAGCAUUCCUCAAGAAGAACGGCACGUAA
Messenger RNA from Peronospora farinosa, 969 nucleotides. Lineage: Eukaryota; Oomycota; Peronosporomycetes; Peronosporales; Peronosporaceae. The record is from the annotation of a GenBank genome assembly.